Molecule: messenger RNA, 2523 nt
Organism: Meloidogyne enterolobii
Lineage: Eukaryota; Metazoa; Nematoda; Chromadorea; Rhabditida; Meloidogynidae
Source: the annotation of a GenBank genome assembly
AUGUUUUUUGAUGAAGAUGUUUCUCAAAGUUCUAACAAUGAAAACAUUAAAGAAUCUGAACGAAAAAAUUCUACAGGCUUGAAGCCGUUAACUUUUCGUGAUUGUGUGCUUAGAGUUAAUGAAAUUUAUGAGAAGUCUACCAAUGUAUUGGAAGAUAAAGACAAAUAUAAAGUCAUUCAACAAACGAUAAGACGUUAUUUUGACGAUGAAGAUCCUGAAGAUGUUUUUGAGGGUUUUCUGAAUCUGGUUAUUCAUUUGGAUAAAAUUACAACGUUAUUAGCAAAGCAAUAUGAUCUUUCAUUGGUCAUAACAGCUCUCAAUGCCUACAAUGAUUUUCUCGUGGGCAAACCUGAAUUAACUCAAAAAGCGCAGAAUAUUGAAGAUGUUGAUUUACUUACAAAUGCAUUGAAAAUUGUAUCAGUUCUCAAAGUCAAGCAUUUACAAUUAAUUGUAAAAACAUUUCACUUGAAUGAUGUUUCGAUGACUCCUGCUGCAUCAAAUAUGAUUAAUGAACUUCUCAUAGCUGAAGAUUUUGUAAAAGCUAUUCAAUGGAUGUCGCUUUUAAAUCUUCGUGAUCAUUACCCUUUUGAGCAGCUUGCCAUUAAAUACGCGAAGAAGUACAAAACGCCUGACAGUGACAUUGCAAAUGUAAUGAUUCAACGUGCUUACGACGCUUUACUUUACAAUCAUUUUUGUUGGAAAGAUGGCAAACAUUCUUGGCCUCCACUUAGUCAAAGCGAAUUUAUUAGAGAAAAAUAUUUCAAUUUUUUGCUUGAUAAAGGUCUGGGCGAUAAGGCUUUGUAUUUUGCUCAUUUACUUAAACUUCCGGAGUCUCAAUAUCCGAGGAGAUUGGCUUAUUUUAUAGAAAAUAUACAGCCAAAUGAAAUUGACUCAAUUCGUGACAACAUAACAAAGAAUCUUGAAAUUCGUAAACGAAAUCAAGAAAUUGAACAAGAAUUUGAUUGUUCUUUGGAUGAUGGAACGCCAAUUAUUUUGGUAGAUUCUUUGGAAUCUUUGGAUGAUGUUAUUGAAGUACUGAGAAAUGGAGGAGAGAAGUUAUUGGGAAUUGAUGCAGAAUGGAGACCACAUUAUCUUGCGGCCGAUGAAAAAAUUUCGUUAAUCCAAAUAGCCACCUCCAAAGUUGUCUAUAUUAUCGAUGUAUUACGUCUAGAAGUUGAAUUAGAAUUAACUGAAUCUGAAUGGACCAACUUCUUUGAUGCUUUAUUUUGUACUCCAAAUGUUAAAAAAAUUGGCUAUGAUUUUAUUAAUGACAUUCGAGUACUCAAAAGUACUUUCUCUUUUAUGUCAAAUCUUUUUCUCAAGUCUAAUAAUAUUAUUUGUUUAUAUAAAUUGUUUGGACAGAUUGCUCUAGAUCCUGAAUUUUCUGAAGCCGUUUUUGGAGGCAAACCUCUAAAAAAUUUGGGUCUUUCUGAUGUUGCUAAUUAUUUUCUUGGAAUUCAAGUGGAAAAAAGUGAAAGGACUGGAAAUUGGAGUCAACGACCUUUACGACUUGAACAGAAAAAAUAUGCUGCAUUGGAUGCUCAUUGUUUAGUUCAAUUAUACAGGAAAGUUUCUCCUUUAAUUUUAAAAUUACGUGAAGAUCAACAAAAUUCUUUGCAAAAUUGUGCUUUAAUUAAAUUUAUAAAUGAAGAGGAAAAGAAACAACAAAAUUAUGUUUUAGAUGAUGGUCAAGUUAUGGCAUCACAUGAACUUAAUGAUGAAGCUGCAAAUUCGUCAAAUGGGCCCUUAAAGUCUAUUAAUGAUGUUAGAUUUGUUGUUGAUUCUAUGCUUUUUGGAUUAGGCAAAGUUUUGAGAAAAUGUGGCUUCGAUACUCGAUUAAUUGGUGAUCGUAAAAAAAUUGUGGAAUUUUGUCAAAUGGAAAACAACAAAGAUUUUAUUGUUUUAAGUACCGGAAAAGGCCAUAAACAAUUGGAAACUUUAUUAAAUCCUGAAAGAGUUUUCUUUGUUCCCAUCAGUACAACAAGAGGAGCUACAAAGCCUUCACAAUUAGUUAACCAUAUAAUGCAUGAAUUGAGAAUUUUAAUACGCCCAGAAGAUUUGUGGUCAAGAUGUGUUGAAUGUAAUAAAAGAGCUUUUGUGCCUGUUCCCAUGCAAAUUAUUCAAUUGCUUUUUUAUAUGAAUGCUGUACGACUUGGAGCGGAUUGGUUAGAAAUUUCUGAAGAGGAUUUACAAGAUUGUUUCCAUAAAUUAAAACUUGAAAGUCAACAAACAAUUAGAAUUACACCAGAAAUGCAUAGUGGAAAACAUCCAAGGAAAGACAGAAGUUUGUUGGGUAAUAAGAGCUAUUUUGUCUACGAAGAUGACUCUUUCGUUAUAGCCGAAACACGUACAUGCGCAAUUGAUAUAAUAAAUAAGUUGAUUCUAGCCGACGAGAGCGGAGGGCCAACAGCAAUCCAUGUUGGACUAAAAUACAAAAAAGAAACGUUUGAAGAUGAGCUUGAAUUCUUUGUUUGUACUGAGUGUGGCAAGGUGCAAUUCAACAAUCAGGGAAGUGAAGAUUAG